Folsomia candida is the source of this 1507-nucleotide messenger RNA. It is a transcript of the gene Arpc1, whose product is annotated as actin-related protein 2/3 complex subunit 1A-B. NCBI's taxonomy places the organism in Eukaryota, Metazoa, Arthropoda, Collembola, Entomobryomorpha, Isotomidae. The transcript has 10 exons. The coding region runs from base 232 to 1404 and encodes 390 amino acids. The record is from RefSeq and is a predicted model, not a curated record. Gene Ontology annotation, biological process: Arp2/3 complex-mediated actin nucleation. Gene Ontology annotation, cellular component: actin cytoskeleton; Arp2/3 protein complex. Gene Ontology annotation, molecular function: actin filament binding.
CCACUAGCCACUUCCUGUCCUGCCUGUCAAUUACUAUUUAUUUAACAGCAAUUAAUUUUCCAGAUGACGUAAAAAAAUCAGGGAGGACGGCACUAACAGUUUACUUUAGAUUAAAAGACUUUUCACUUUGUUCAUUGCAUUGAAUAGUUUUCUUCAAUUCUGUCCAUUGUUGACUUGUUGUAGUUUACCACCUAGUUUGUAAAUUAAAGAAAUUAAGCGGAAUUGCUCAACAUGGUUGACAAGUUCAGCUUUGGUUUGGAUCCCAUCACUUGUCAUGCUUGGAAUAAGGACAGAACCCAAAUUGCAAUUUCGCCAAAUAGUCCUGAAGUCCAUAUUUACAAGCGAACUUCAAACGAUUGGAUAUUGGUGGACGUGUUAAAGCAACACGAUCUUCGAGUCACUGGAAUCGACUGGGCCGCAAGAACUAAUCGAAUUGUCACUUGUGCUGCGGAUCGAAAUGCUUAUGUGUGGUCACAAGACACACCAGAUCAAAAAUGGAAACCGACGCUUGUACUCCUCAGGAUCAAUCGGGCUGCAACGUGUGUAAAAUGGUCACCACUUGAAAAUAAAUUUGCUGUAGGAUCAGGAGCUCGCCUAGUUUCUGUGUGUUACUUUGAACAAGAGAAUGAUUGGUGGGUCUCUAAGCAUAUUAAGAAAACUAUUCGCUCGACUGUUACUUCCAUUGACUGGCACGCCAACAACGUCCUAGUUGCUUGUGGGUCAAGUGACUUUAAGGUUCGGAUAUAUUCCGCAUACAUUAAGGACAUUGAAGAAAAACCACAACCAACAUGCUGGGGGGCUAAAAUGCCUUUAGGACAAAUGAUGGGAGAAUGGCCAAACAGCCCCGUUGGUGCAGGGGGAUGGGUCCAUGAUGUUUCUUUCAGCCAUAAUGGAACUCGAUUGGCAUGGAUUGGCCAUGAUUCAUCAGUUACCGUUGUCGAUGGAGAAUCUGGAACGUCAUCAUACUUGAGAACUGCAUAUCUUCCAUUCUUAGCAUUGAUUUGGACCACACCGGAUACCAUCGUUGCGGCCGGACAUCAACUGACUCCUAUUAUGUUCAAAGCUACGAAGUCACCAAAUGCUAUCCAAGUUGAAUGUGUUGGGAAAGUUCAACAAACAGAGCAACGCAGGGAACAAGGUGGCAUUUCUGCAAUGAAAAAAUUCCAGUCCUUGGACCGGCAUGCUAGGAUUAUAAACGAAGAGGAAAUGGAGUUAGAUUCCCAUCAUCAAAAUACCAUCACUGCCAUCAAGAUUCACACAGGCUCAAAAGAAAAUGCUGUCAAGAUAUCUUCGUCGUCUGUUGACGGACAAAUAAUUCUCUGGGAUCUUAGUAGUCUUAUUUUUGGGCCAGAUCCAGAGCCUGUUGAAAAAUGGGAUUUGAAUGACGUUUCCGAAGAAUUAUGAAUUCAACUUUAUAUUCGUCGAGAUUGCAUAAGCGCGGGCUCACAAUCCCAAUAUUAUAAUUUCAUACUGAUUAACCAGCAUUAAAUUAAAAUUAUGUCACCUA